Molecule: messenger RNA, 1472 nt
Organism: Archocentrus centrarchus (flier cichlid)
Lineage: Eukaryota; Metazoa; Chordata; Actinopteri; Cichliformes; Cichlidae
Gene: ciao1
Product: cytosolic iron-sulfur assembly component 1
Exons: 7
Coding region: 291-1283 (330 amino acids)
Biological process (GO): iron-sulfur cluster assembly
Cellular component (GO): cytosolic [4Fe-4S] assembly targeting complex
Molecular function (GO): protein binding
Source: RefSeq, a predicted model, not a curated record
UUAACCCACAAUGCAGCGCGGGCGCUCGAUAAGCAAAGAUGGCGGCGUUUACUUUACGGAUGCUGUUAUGAACUUUUGUACUUCGUUCCUUGGUGCAGAUCAGAGGCUGUGCAGUGCAGUGCAGGUCCGGAUUAAUUUCUACCCAUUUCUCUUGAUGUUGACAGCUGACUGUGGUUUAGGGCCAUAGCGCUGCUGCUCUCUGCGUGUUUCGGUGCGUCAGGCCGCUUCCUGUCCCGUUUCUCGGUUAACUGUCAGUGACAGCUACUCGGAAGUAAUUCUCCAGCUCGGCCAUGAAGGAGGCUCUGUCCCUGGUUCAGAGGCUGAACGCACAUCCGGACUCCCGGUGCUGGUUCGUUAGCUGGAGCCCGAACGGGGCGCUGCUGGCCUCAUGUGGGGGCGACAAAGCCAUCCGGAUAUGGGGGCGAGAAGGUGACUCUUGGAUUUGUAAGAGCGUGCUCCAGGAUGGACACCAGCGCACCGUGAGGAAAGUGGCCUGGUCUCCCUGUGGGAAUUAUCUGGCCUCUGCCAGCUUUGAUGCAACCACUUGCAUCUGGAAAAAGAAGAACGAUGACUUUGAGAGUUUGACUGUGCUGGAAGGACACGAAAACGAGGUCAAAUGCGUGGCGUGGGCCCCUUCAGGGAAUCUUCUAGCCACAUGCAGCCGAGAUAAGAGCGUCUGGGUUUGGGAAGUGGAUGAAGAAGACGAGUACGAAUGUGUUACAGUUGUGAACUCACACACGCAAGAUGUCAAACAUGUUGUGUGGCACCCGACCCAGGAACUCCUGGCUUCAGCCAGCUACGACAACAACAUUUGUCUUUACAAAGAAGAGGAUGAUGACUGGGAGUGCCGGGCCACCUUGCAGGGACACACGUCCACAGUGUGGAGUUUGUGUUUUGAUGCGACUGGACAGAGGCUGGCCUCGUGCAGCGAUGACCGUACCGUGAGGAUCUGGAAAGAGUAUCCAGCUGAAAGUGGACAGGAUUUGUCAUGGAAGUGCAUCUGCACUCUGUCUGGGUACCAUGGACGAACGGUGUAUGAUGUUUCUUGGUGUCGGCUGACUGGUGCUUUGGCAACCGCCUGUGGUGACGAUGCAGUGCGAGUUUUCAAGGAUGAUGAGACGACCAAUCCGGAUGAGCCGGUGUUUUCGCUGGCUGCUCAGGUGAACAAAGCUCACAGCCAAGAUGUUAACUGUGUGUCAUGGCACCCAAAGGAGGCGGGACUCCUGGCUUCAUGCAGCGAUAACGGAGAGAUCGCCAUUUGGAGGUUCCAAGAAGACAAAUGAAUAUAACUGGUGCGCCUAGUUUAGAUUUACACUGGGAACUUUUGAGGGUUUUCUGUUCACCGCAGGUCAUUAUUUUCUAGCUAAUCUGACAGCCUGUCAGGAUUCUGCUUGACAUCAGCUCUCAUGUUUCCAUGCUGAGAUUACCGCUUAUGUGCUUUUUGAAUAGCAGUGCCACUGAGAAUAGAAGUA